This is a messenger RNA of Silurus meridionalis, 4268 nucleotides long. It is a transcript of the gene ctc1, whose product is annotated as CTS telomere maintenance complex component 1. Gene Ontology annotation, biological process: telomere maintenance via telomere lengthening; positive regulation of DNA replication. Lineage: Eukaryota; Metazoa; Chordata; Actinopteri; Siluriformes; Siluridae. Gene Ontology annotation, cellular component: CST complex. Gene Ontology annotation, molecular function: single-stranded DNA binding; telomeric repeat DNA binding. The transcript is spliced from 23 exons. The record is from RefSeq and is a predicted model, not a curated record. The coding region runs from base 185 to 4174 and encodes 1329 amino acids.
UGGCGAUGAAGCGCUGUACGUGCAGUGAUCCAGUCACUAGCAAUAAUGAGGAAGUAACACGUGGGGUUUGAAUGCGGUUGCGGCAGUGUGUGAAUUAUUUAUAAAAAAAAAAAAAAAGUGUUAAUUACACGUUCAUAUCAGGGUUAUAUCGGAGUCAGCGGUCUUGUGGGCGCUCAGGCUACUGAUGGAGGAGUUUCUGGAGCAGUACAAACACCACACCGCAGUGGAGCAGGCGUGGCUGAGCGAGUUGUACACUGGAGUGUGUAAUUGGCUGCACCCGGUAGUGGAUGUGGCUUUGGGCAUGUCGAAGGAGCAGUUGGCGCAUGCCGUGGUGUUGAGACUUGAGAGGACUCAUCGCUCUCUCCCUAUCAGCUACAGGUUCAUCUCAGUGGCACAGCUGAUCAGCACACAGCGCACAUCAUGCUUCAGCAGCCUCACCUGGAGCACCAAUCAGCACAGAGACUGGACCCAGGAGGCGGAGCAACACCUGCCCGGACACAAAGCUCUGCCACGCACUAACCUUGUCCUGAUUGGUCUGCUGUGUGAUGGCCGUGUCUCAGCUCAGUACGACGGCUUUUGGAAAGUGAGAGACACCAGCGGAAGUGUGCAUUGUGAGGUCCUGACCUCAUCAGCGCUCUGGCUCUGGAGGCUGAUGCUUUUCCCCACCUGGAACUACAUUUCCCACAAUGCACCAGUGCUGGGACAGCACCCUGAUGGAUACUUGGAACUGAUCGAGUCACCUGUCUGCGUGACCCCUGACCUUACAACGCUUGACCCCAGAGGGCCCCUGAGUGAUGUCAUUGGGAUCAGGAAGGCGGCCAGACUGCUGAGACAGAGGAGCUGUAGAGGAGUGUGUAUGAGUGUGUAUGGGGAGGUGUGUGUAGUCUGCCCCCUGCUGGUAAUCUGUGGAAAAACAUUCUUCUGCCUCAUGCUAAGUGAAGGAGAGUCGACUGUUCCUGUACUGGUCACGCUCCCAGAGUGUGUGCACUGGAGACAGUGUGUAUAUGUGGGACAGAGUGUGUGUGUCUCAGCGCUGCGUGUGUGUUCUUUUCGAGGAUUGUCGGGGAAAAGAGUGCUGUCUGUCACCACAGAGUCCCGUCUACUUUCCACUAACUCCAAAACACGCAGAAAAUCAGAGGACAUGGACACACACUCGGGCACACACUCGGGCACACACUCGGACACACACUCGGACACACACUCGGACACACACUCGGACACACACUUGGAAACACACUCGGGCACACACUCAGACACACACUUGGAAACACACUCGGAAACACACUCAGGCAUACACCCAGGCACACACUUAGACACACACUCAGACACAAACACGGACACACACUCAGACACACACAUGGACACCACCCUGUGGCAGGACCCUGAGUGUGACAAGGCCCAGGUGCAUUAUGGUCCAGCACGAACAAAAAUCUCCAAAAUCAUCAGUUACAAGGGCCGCAUCACUAAAGUCCAGGACGUGGAGGCGGGGCUUUACGAGGUUGAUGGGAAGAUGUUGCUGUGUCUGGCCUAUCAGCCGAUGAGGAAGUGGGGCGGCGGCUUGAGGCCGGGGGCGGAGAUUGAGCUUCACAACAUCCACUUCCUGUUCCGGCCGUCUCUACACGCUCCUGACGUGGUCCUGUGUGCGUGUUUACAAUCCACUGUCUCCGUGACGAACUUCAGUCCCCUGAGGUCAGAGGUCACGCUGCAGAAGUCAGAGAGUUCACUGGUGCGUCUCCUGCUGGAGCAGAACCUCGAUGUGUGCGAGUACCUGUGGCUUUGCUACUGUCAUGCAGCACUUGCUCAGAGGUUGUGUCCACAGUGGGUGUGUGAAGCUCGAGUGAGUGUGGUGUCUGAAAGGUUACUGAAGAUCAUUUUAGGAGACAGAGAGAGGAACAAAAACAAGAGAGACAUUUAUAAAGAAAUGCUGCAGGACACACACACCUGUCCUCUAACUCAGUAUCGUGUAUCCACUCCUAGUGUGUCUCUGUACUCUGUAAAGGAGCUCUGUGAUUGGUUAGAGAAGGAGUGUUGGGCGUGUCUCCUUUUGUCAUCGCUCCUCCCAUCUUCAGCAUGUCACAUGACCCGUGCUCAGCUGAACGCACUGCUAGCAUGGUCAGUGCACACACACAUUUUGCCACACACACACACUCCAGCAGACACACACCCUCCAGCAGACACACACACCGUGGUGCAGACAGACAUUGUGUUGGUGGGAGUGUUGGAGCCGAGUGUGAACAGAGCCACGGUGAGGCUGGUGGACCAGACCGGAUCCAUCGACUGUGUGUGUGUUCAGAGUUCCACCUCACAUCUGUGUGUGUCCAUCGAUACAGCAUGGAUGGGCUGCUUAGUGUGUGUACGCCGUUGUACAUUAUUGAUGGAGCGAUUCAUGAAGACAGAUUUUCCCUCCUGGAAACAUCUGGAGCAGUACAAAUACAUCACACACAAACACUGCAGAGUGUAUAUCUGUGUGAGUGUGGAUGAUCUUCACAUUCUAAGUCCCUCAGCUGCCAUGAGCUCUCUUAUCCAAGAAAGAGAACAUGAGCGAGGGAUGGAGAGAGGGAAGAAGAGGAUUAGGAAAGAAGAUAAAGAAAAAAAAGAAGAGCAGCAGGAUAAAAAAAAAUCUUCCCUCCAUCACAAUCCACCUGAAUCUGUUCAAGCACCAGCAGAAAGGAGAAAAGCAGCUGCAGAAGGAGAUGGAGGGAUGGAGGUGGAUGAAUGUGUGGCAGGUCCGUCUCGAACCAGCUGGAGGAGUGCGACUGAGUGGACGAGUGCAAAAUCCUGUGUGUCACUGCUGCUUCAUGUGCAGUCCAAAACGGGCGUGGCUUUUCGAAAUGUCCAGUCGACUAAUCAGGCACUUGCACUUACCCUGAGCUUUGUUGUCAAGGCAACACGCCUCGGAGACGUGCAGGUUUGGGACAGAGACCCGAAGAACUGCAGAGUGGAGGAGAGAGAGAUGACUGGAGGCGGGAUCACUAUGGAGCUGCAGUUUGUGGACUCUGCUGUUCGUUGGUUUUCUCUGCUGCAGCCUGGAACAGUGUACAGACUCAUUGCUCACCACACACGGGAUGUAGGCGUGUUGUCCUGUAGCUGUGUUCCUGUGAGGGGCGGAGUCUCCCUCCUCAGUAACCCCACCCUCCUCAUCCAGGCCAAGUGGCGCAUACACACACUUUCACCAUCGCUGCUUUUGCCACAGCCAGAGGUUCAGGGCGUGAUGAGUGUUUCUGAAGUCCUCCAUGCCAGCUCAGCUAAUGUCGUUUCCUUUUAUGGCGUGAUCUCUGAGCGAAUCACACUACAGGAUGAGACGAGUAAAACCCGCUCUGUCCAAUCACUGAUCAGCACUAAAGACAAUGCGAUGGAAAGAGGUCUGCGAGUGCGUCUCACUCUGCACGAUGUUAAAGCUCCACAUAACACACUGCACGUCUACAUGGAUUUUUCCCAAAGCCCAUACACACCUGGACUCGUCACCGGGGCAACCAUUCACCUGCAUCACUUUCAGCGCAAAGUUUCUGUGGUGAGUAAUGUGUACUGUUGGUCUCUGCCCAUCAGCAGUGUGACAGUUACAGGUCUGAGGCCAGUUAAUCCCUGCCCUCCUCCUCCCAUCAUGCACCUGGGUGUGUGGGCUUCUGCUGGAGCAGAGCACGGCAUCAUGGGUCAGGUCCAAGGUCAUGUGGUGUGUGUUCUUUGUCUGUGGCUGCAGUGGACAUGUUCUCUCUGUGGGUGCAUUUUCAGACAGGCUGCCUGCACUCGACGCUGCCCACCAUGUGACUCAACCAGCGCUGUGUUUCAGGCCGAGGCAAAAGUGGCAGUAGAAGACGGCACAGGUGAGGCUCAGGUGAGGUGUCCUACAGAAACACUGGCUAACCUGCUGCUGUUAGGCAAGUCCCAGUGGGAGGUGCUUCAGCGGCGUGUCAGGGUCAAAGGUCACGUGAGGAUAUAUGCUCGUGGGCGGAGAAUGGUGUGUGAUGUGGACCCUGACAAUCCACUGGUGUUGUAUCUGUGCCAUCUGUGUUCCAGCAGCACAGUGUGUCGCAACAUCACAUUCACCUGUAAACGGCGCUCUCAGAAACCCGAGAAACCCAAGUUGAGGAAAGUUAGACGAGGAGAUCGAGAGUUCCUCACCAAGUUCCCCAAACCACUUCAACUACAAUGCACACACAUACACACUCUCACAUAGACAUACACACUCUCACAUAGACACUCACAUAGACACACACAUACACACUCUCACAUACACACUGUCACAUAGACACACAGACACUCAUAAACAC